AUGUCGGGAAUUUUGGCCGCAGCUAGAAGAGGACAUUUUCAGAAAGUAGGAAGGUUGAUUGAAAGUGGUGCUGACGUUAACAAAAAGGAUCUGUACGACAAGACAGUUCUUCAAUUCGCUGCUGAGUCCGGAUCACUGGAAACGGUCAGAUAUUUAGUUGAACAUGGUGCGAAUGUAAAUUCUAAAAACAGGUGGAAUGAAUCUGUUCUGAACUUCGCUGUUGAAUUUGGUUCUUUCGAAAUUGUUAAAUACUUAAUUGAAAGCGGUGCGAAUGUCGGUUCUAAAAACGAUAAAAAUGAAAGUGCUCUUCACCUUGCUGUUCAAUCUGGUUCCCUUGAAAUUAUCAAACAUUUAGUUCAACAAGGCGCGGACGUAAAUUGUAAAAAUGUGUGGAAUAAAACAGUUCUUGACUAUGCUGUGAUAACUCGUUCGUUAGAAAUUAUCGAGUAUUUAAUUCAACAUGGUGCUGAGGUGACACAUGGAGAUAAUCAUGGCGAGAAUACAGUUCUAUUUGCCGUUGAAUCUGGUUCUUUAGAAAUUCUCAUUUAUUCAAUUGAGGAUGGUGCGAAUGUGAAUUCUCGAAACGAUUGGAAUGAAAGUGCUCUUCACCUUGCCGUUCAAGCCGGUUCCCUUCAAAUGGUCAAAUAUUUAGUUGAACAAGAUGCUGAGGUAAAUUGUAAAAAUGUGUCAAAUGAAACAGUUCUUGACUAUGCUACGAUAACGCAUUCGCUAGAAAUUGUCGAGUAUUUAGUUCAACUUGAUGCUGAGGUAACAAAUGAAGAUAAUCUUGGGGAGUAUACAGUUCUAUUUGCAGCUGCAUCUGGUUCUUUAGAAAUUCUCAAGUAUUCAGUUGAGCAUGGUGCGAAUGUGAAUUCUCGAAACGAAAGAAAUGAAAGUGCUCUUCACCUUGCUGUUAAAGCUCGUUCCUUGGAAAUUGUCAAAUACUUAGUUGAACACGAUACUGAGGUAAAUUGUAAAAAUGUGCUGAACGAGACUGCUCUUCACUAUGGUGCCAUCAUUGGGUCAUUGGAAAUUGUCGAGUAUUUAGUAGCACACGGUGCUGAGGUAAGAAGUGAAGAUCAUUGUGGCGACCACACAGUUUUAUUUCUGGCUUGUAAACAGGGGAAUGGCUUAAUGGUUGACUAUCUUCUCCAACAUGGAGCUGUACACGACAUACAGAAGUGCGAUGUUAGAUUGCGUUCUCCUCUAAGAGUAGCAUGCGAGAAUGGCCACACAGGAGUAGUUAAAAUACUACUGAAGUUCAAAGUCGACUUACGAAUAGAGAAAAAAUUGUUUUUUGACAAUGAUGAAAUCAUGGAUAUUCUUAAGCUGGAAUUAGAAUCCAUUAAACUUCGGGAGAGUAUACAGAUUUUUAGCGCAACAGAUGAUGCAAAGGUAAUGGAUUAUCACCAUUUUGAAAUUGUAUUAUCGCCCUGGGCGAGGGUACCAAUUCCGCACGGCUAUUUACACUCGGGAAAAGGAAUGCUGCUAGCGGUUUCGGUGGGGGUAGUGGGCCCCUCAUCUCACUGAUCUCAAAAUACGGCGGACUGCCAGGAGCGGAAUGAGCCAACUGCUAAAAUGUCAGUUGAAAAAGAAUGAAAAUAUAUGGAAAAGUCGUUUCAUACAAUGAGCUGUAAAACGAGGUCUUAAAUUUUACUUCAAAGAAAUGAUAAGAAGAGAUAUAUGAUGGAAAAUGAUGAAAUAUAAAGCAAGUUUGUAUGUUGUUUUCGUUCAACAUCUACGUUGUUUUUGGUCUUCCACUUCCCUCCUAAAUUGCCCUAUUUUAUAUUAAAAAGGCCUAUAGAAUUUUAAAAACUCAGUUAUUUCCAAGAGCGAACUGUAUGAUUGGACUAAUUUCGUGGCAACUAAUAAAAAGACUAUGUUUUAAAUAGUUAAUCGGCAAAAACUAAAUGAAUUUCCAAAUUAAAUGAGCAUUUCUCGAAGGGUUCAAGGUUGAAUAUUACCUUAAAUUCAAGCUUAUAGAGUGAAAAAUAACACACCUAAUUAUAUAUUUUAGAAAUUGAUAGUUCAAUUUAGGUUAAUCUGCAGGUUAAGUUAAUAUGCAUUAAUAAAUUUUGCCGUUUUGCACGAAAAAUUAAAAACAAUGAUCGUUCAUUCGUAUUGCCAUUGCUAACAUGACGCGACCCUGCGUUCAUUGGUGGCGUAAUUUAGAACACUUCAUGUUAAAAAUCGUUUAGAAAAUGAUGGCGAGAGAUUUCUGCAUGUAUGUAUUUCUAACUAGUUUGAAUAGUAAUAUUUAUAGGUUAUUUUGAGGCUACGAGGGGAUAUGUGAUUUAGUCACCGAGGCGCGCAGCCCCAAGGUGAAUAAACACAUAUCCCCGAGGUGCCUCAAAAUAACUUAAUUAUUUUUCACAUUGAGAGGUCGCGUUAAUGAGUCAGAAUAGAAAUAAUUCUUAAUGCCAUAUUUCCUUCGUUAUGUUGUUUUUCUCAUUUUUUUGUGCUGCAAAGACAUAACAGGUGAAUAUUAGAGGGGAUUAUUAAACGGAAAUAGAUUAGAGGGGAAUAUUGAGCAUAUUCCCCGAUAAGAACAAAGGAAACGAGCAAGGCGAAAAAUAAGUGUAGUAGUAUAGGUACCGAUCGACCCGGAUUUUUGAGGAGGAGUGAAGAGGAGUGAGCAGAAGCGAGUAGGAGUGAGGAGGAGCGAGGAGGAGUGAGGAGGAGUGAGGAGGAGUGAGGAGGAGUGAGGAGGAGUGAGGAGGAGUGAGAAGGACUGAGGAGGAGUGAGGAGGAGUGAGGAGGAGCGAGGAGGAAUGAAGAGGAGUGAGGUGGAGUUAGGAGGAGUGAGGAAGAGUGAGGUGGAGUGAGGGGGAGGGAGGAGGAGUUAGGAGGUGUGAGGAAGAGUGAGGUGGAGUGAGGAGGAGUUAGGAGGCGUGAGGAGGAUUACAGCGAGGAAUCUAUUUGUCACAAAAAUCGAGACAUAUUUUAAAAAUAACUAAACAGUUGCUAAUCCCAGGUUAACUUGGUUGUCGACGUCGUUGUAAUGGUAAAUAUUUGCAUGUUGUUCGACAUUAUUUAGCAAACUUUUUACAUACACAUAUACUGUUAAGAUGACAGAGUCAGAUCAUAAGAAAAAUUAUCAAGAAUACUUGUAGGAAAAAAAUACUUUUAGAUCAGUUGUGAUACAUUUUGCCAUAAGAAAUAAAUAUGUUUUUAUCAAAUAUGCGUUCGUUAUAUACGUUUCUAUGUGUCGCCAGUCAUUAGCGACGCUUGGGUGCAUGCAUAUACCGCAUGGACAAAUCGCGCUGGCGGACGGGAAAAAUUGAGCUUUGCAAACAAAAGUUUGCACAAGAUUUCAGUUUUAAAAUACAUUUAUUUCUUUAAGUACUACAAAGCUAUUGAUUCUUGUCUGUAGAAAUUUAAUAUUAUCCACUUAAGAGUUCUGUCCCGUUUUUGUUUCUAACUUUAACCACUCCAUUGAGCCAUCAUUCGUUUCUGUAUUACCCACGUUCUUUGCAGAUUUUGUAUUUGAAUUUGUUCUCUUCCUGGAGGAUUUUGGUUGACGGAUAGAUAUAUUCUUUAUCCCGCUUUUAUUUUAUUUUUUGACUGCUUUUUACUGUUCCCAAUUAAUCUGUACAACUCUGUUAAAACAUUUUCUAAGUCUAAAGCUGUUGGCAUGGGACGAAUAAGAUAAGGUUGCCUCUCUUUGGACGAAAGUUCAUGGACGUCUGCCAAAUAGUUUGCCAAACUUUUAAAGCUACAAUCCUGGACAAAACACUGCAACACUUCGAAUUACUUGUCAAAAUGUCGUAAUAUUAUCGUAAAUUUAGAAAACCUCCCCCUUUCCCCCCACCAUUCAAUGUUGAUUGCAUUCGUAGAAUACGAAUAAAACGUCCAACAUUGUUUUUUUGGGGCGGGGCGGAUGAGGGCAAACGAGUAAAUUAUUCCGGUCUAAAAGGUAAAAAGAAGCCACAAAGGAAUGUUUUAAUAGAGUGUCGCAGAUGGUUUUGUCCAGGAUUGUAGCUUGCCGCAGAUGGGACAAUCUUUACACUUCCCAGGCGUAAUGUCAAAUGAUAAAUGUCAACUGAUUUCCUAACAUUAAAUGGUUGUAGCCCCAAAGGCCUUUUUGAAGGUUUGUCGGGACUUGGGGAUUGGGUUAGGCAAAUGGGUUAGGGGAUAAUAGCUACCACACAGGAUCGUAUUUUAUUUUUGUAAAUCAAACACAAACAACCAUUUUAAUAAUGGCAACUCAGACGCAGUGCUCUGACUAUUGAGUUACGGAGUCUAGUACCUACUAUGCUAGUGCCAACAGUUCUUGUAUCAGUGAGUAGCGCAAAGUUGAGCCACAAGUCAAGUUGAGAUCUAGUUACAUGUCAAGUUAUUGCAGUGCAUUAUCAAGUUGGAUCUUGUCGAUAGCUACACCCAGGUUGAGUCAAGUCCAUGGUUCCACUCAAGUCGAAUCAAUAGCAGAACUUGAAUUAAGUCAAGGAAUUUGACAGUACUCUCUAUAGUAACAGAAUGGUUCCAAGCUUACACUCUGUGAAAAUAUUAAUCAAUCAAAUUAGCAACAAAAUCUAAGCAGCUGGCUGGUACCAAUUCUGCCUUUCUACUCAAUUAGCAUAAGUUGCAACUGGUACCAGAAAUCAAAUGAUCAAUUGGUAUCCUGGCGAAUUAUUUUUCCAUUUUAAGUUUUUAGACCGAACACGCUCUUUCCUAUGGGUAAAAUCAUGUCGCGUUAGACAGAGUAAUUAUAAGUUAUCAGUAUUUUGAAAUAAUAUGAUGUGCUACCCUCUUUAAGAACAAGUUGCUUACUUAUUUGAUUUAACCUGAACAAGUUAUAGCUUGAAUUGAGACGAGUUCUUAAUGCCGUACAUUACGCGGAGUUAACAUUCAAGCGGAGUUAUUUGGAGGUGGUCAGUUGAGCCGUUUGUCAUACUGGACUUGAAUUGAUCGAGUCGCUAUAUAAAAAAGCAGUGACUGGACAAUGACUCGACUCAUUACAAAACAUAGUCAUGUUUAUGUGUAAAUAUUAGAUUUUGGACUCUGUAGCUGCAGUGGUCAGAGUACUGCACUGAAAUAUAUGACUACAUGACUACUAUGACUACAUUCCAAAUGGGUAUUUGGGCGUACCCCAAUAAGGAUGGUUGAGAGGUACCCCAAUGGGGGUGUUUAGAGGUACCUAAUGGGGGUGUUUUGGGGUACGUGAAUGGAAUAUUUGAUGGUACCCCAAUGGGGUUUCUAUGACUAUGUGACAAUGACUACAUGACUAUGACUGUAUGACUAUGGCUACAUGACAAUGACUGUAACUAUAUGACAAUGACUAUAUGACUAAUUUCUUCCCCCCUCUUCUCCGAUCCUUUUCACCUGCUUUUCCCCUUAUCUCAUCCACUUCCACCACUUCUCCUCCUCUUCUUCUUCUCCUUUUCCUCUUUUCCGCCUCUUGUCCUCCUUAUCCACCUCUUUUCGUACUCCUCUCUUGAUCGUCCUCUUCUUCCCCCUUUCUCCGCCUCCUCCGCACUCCUCCUUUCGUUUUCCUCGUCCUUCUCCCUCCUUUCCUCUUUGUUCCCUCCUUCUGCUCAUCCUCCUCUAUUCUCCUCUUCGCCUCUUCGUCUUCACACCCGCACCCAAAACAUCCCAUUGGGGUACCCCAAGAUACCCCAUUGGGGUACACCUAUCCCCCGAAACAUGCUAUUAAUUGCGCUUUCCUCAACCACUCCCAUUGGGGUACCCCCGAAACUCCAUUGCGGCAUGUAGUCAUAGUUCUGUAAUCAUAUAGUCAUACAGUCAUACAGUCAUAUAGUCGUGAUAAUAUUUAGCAAGUAUUCACCGAAGUGAUGUUCAACAGUACAAGAAUAUUCACCGAUAUUUACUGAGGUGAAUAGUUGUUUUCGCAUAUACGAUAACAAAACAAAAAUGACGAAAAAACAACGAAAUAUUUUUUAUACAAUUUGUAUUUCCGCUCUGAGCUCCCGUAAUAGUUGAAAACAAAACAGCUUUUACACGGUGUUAGCAAUAUUACUCAUUAGAAAAAGUUUUAAGAAUACAUGUAGACACUGUUUAACAAAACCUUGUUGCUUCCUUCCUGUUUGACAAAACCGCAGCUUUGUUUUCUACAAAACGUUACGUGUCUGUAACCGGAACGUAGCGGGAAGCCAUUGUGUUUUUGUCAGGAACCAAAUAGUGCAAGAAUAUCCGGAGCUGAGAAAUCAUUCAUAUUUUGUGAAAAGCACUAUCUACCGGGUGUCCCAAUUAAAACUGGACACUGUUUGAUUAUCAUGUAACGAAAAAGCUAUAAUAGCUAUCACAAUGAAAUAAAGAUUAUUGCAUUCAGAAAGAACUAACUUAGAUUUUCAUAUAUAACACUUGAAUUUUACAUAUCAUCUUAGGCCUAACCUAUGAAAAUACAACUUUGGGCUCUCUAGCAGGAAUAUAGAUCCGAAAUAGUAGACUAUUCUUUAUCGUGUCUCUGACAUUUGAGGUGAUAGUUUCAAGAUCAACAAACAUACUAUUGGAAAUACUCUUGUUAUCGUCAUGAUUUUAUUUCUUUUGAUAAAAGACAAGGCCAGCUGGGCCUAGUCUGCCAAGUGGGGAUUUGUAAAUGGCGAUCGAUGCGUUCAUUUAACACAAGGUUGACCACAUGACUAUGGUUAUGACUACAUUCAUGUUAGGAGACACCCCAAUGUGGGUGGUUGAGGAGAUCCCAAUGGAGUCUUUAUUGGGGGGAGGGCAUAUGCCCAUUGUGGUGUUUGAGGAUAUUCUAAUGGGGUAUUUGGGUUUGGUGCACGGGAUUGAAGAGUAGAAGAAGAAUAGAAAGACGAAGAGGAGAAGGAGAAGAAGUGGAGGAAGAGGAUUUUAAAGUCAUUUAUUUUUUAGACAAUUUUUCAUAACUUUUGAAUAAACAAAUUUAAUUAUAUUCUUGCAAAUCUACUGUUUUAUUGGGAAAAAACCCAGAAAAUUUGUUCUUGCUCAUUUUCAUAAUUUUUAAAACAAUUUUUCGCAACCGCCCGCAAGUUACUGAUCAGCGGCAACAACAUUCCCGCCUGUUCUUCGCUAAUGCUUUCCUUUUCCCGGGUGUAAAUAGCCGAUCGGAAUUAGUACACUCGCCCGCAAAUGGCACUUCUCGCCGUUGGCUUGGAUAUAAUCAUAAUCAUAAUCAUAUUGUAUUAAGUAAUUAGAAUUUUCAGAUUUUUUCUUAAUGUGCGCCAGUUAAACACUGCUGAAAAAGAAAUUCAGAUAAUUGAAUUCGUCAGAUUAUUUCUGUUUGUAUUUUUUCUGUACACAAGAUCUUUGCACUUUUAAUAUUAACCUUCUGUAUAUUUCUAGGGACCAAACUUUGUGGCUUUGUAUAGUUUUGAAGGACAAGACAGUAACGAUCUCAGUUUUGAAGAGGUGUGUGCUAUGCAUUCAUUACACUGUGUAUAUGAAUGUAUAAUAUUAAUUGUGUAUGAUAUAUUUAAGUAUAGGUAAUAGGAUAGUUUCGAUUGCUAUGGACCUUUCACUUUAUAGCAAAUUGGGCCUCAAAGCAUGAUGGUAGUUGGGUAUAUUUUAUUCUUGUUGUAAUGGCGGCCAUGAGGCGACCAUUCUACGGAGUGGCAGAAUCAUAGAUAUAGGAGAUCUAGAUUGCUAACGCAUACCUAGCGCAGGCGGGGCCUACAUGAUAAAUCCAAGAUGGCGGUAAAACAGGGCAACAAGACUAUAGAUUAUAUUACGAAAAUCAGGAUUUUUGCAUUUUUUUGCCGUCGCAUUGUUUCGAAACUUAUUCGGUCAAAUUUUAUAGUAAAGAGAAACUUACCGCGAAGAUUUUGAGCAUAUAUAUGAUUGAAUUGGAUGAAAACUCGCAAAAUUAUCCAGCGAUAAAAGUUCGUGUGAAAUGGUCAGUUGGAGCGUUUUAUUGCCAGAAAUACUGUGAUAUGUUAACAUCUAGCCUUGUGAAUGGUGUUUUAUACUUGCAUCUCUCAUCAUCAUCUGCUCUGUCCUCAUAAUUAUGAAAAAUGAACUGUUAUGUACCCCCCCCCCCUUGCUUGUUAGAGAAGUAAACUGAUGAGAGCACUGGAUGAGGGUCUAUCAUCUAUGGUCUGAUAUAUUUUGCUUUUUAUGCAAAUAGUGAGCAAAAAUUAAAGCAAAACUGUACAAGUUACUUAUAUAGUACUAUAUCAGUACUAUACACGAACUUUUAUCGCUACAUAAUUUUGCGAGUUUUCAUCCAAUUCAAUCACAUAUAUGCUCACAAUCUUCGCGGUAAGUUUCUCUUUACUAUAAAAUUUGACCGAAUAAGUUUCGAAACAAUGCGACGGCAAAAAAAAUGCAAAAAUCCUGAUUUUCGUAAUAGAAUCUAUAGUCUUGUUGCCCUGUUGUACCGCCAUCUUGGAUUUAUCAUGUAGGCCCCGCCUGCGCUAGGCAUGCGUUAGCAAUCUAGAUCUCCUAUAUCUAUGGGCAGAAUUCACUAAUUUUCACUUGUUUACCUAUUGCAAAUCGUAGUUUGAACAACGUAAUUUCGACGUCAAAUGCCUAGCACUGAUAUUUCACAAGAAAAUGACCAUGCAAUACUCAUAGUUAAUCGUCAAUUUGUGGUUUGCAACUUCAUAUAAACAGCCGUGGACCUACAUUACAUUUUUCCCUAAAUCUUUUUGAUAGAAACGUAAUUUGUACUUAUUUAAGUAUUUUAUCACUAUCUUGGUGUAAAUAGCUAAUAUUUUGUGACCGAAAUAAUAAUUUGAGAUGUGCCUACCUCCUGGAAAUGGACGUAUUUGGCCUAAUUCUCCAAUUUACUCCGCUGUUUAUCGCCGAUCUCGUUGAAAUCCUUCCAAAUGUGCAAUUCAGCUCAAACAUAAUGGUAUCAAGCAAGUCUUAACUGGGUUUCAAGUAGCCUACGAUGUAGGCCCCAGCAGAAACACGUUUCGCGAGGGGUCUACGAAUAAACGAAGUAAAGCUUGCCCGGGCUACGUCAUAUCCGAUUUACGUUUUGGGUAAAUUAACUUUAAUUUAUUCAAGACGACCUUUUCCUCUCCGUUUUACCUGCAAAUAGCAUUUGUAAAGCCUGUCUGGCGUUGGUAAACAAACGGAGAAUCUUCAAAGACCGGUUAUGUGAGUUAGACAAUACUUUAGAUUUAGAUUAGAUUAAUAGUUUUAUUUACCCACAAAUAAUAUUUACAAGUUGAAUAUUUAAGAUAGAAUAUAAACGGACUAGAGACCUCUGGAAAUCCUGUUGGACUUUUGAGAUGAGGCCUCUAUAGUUUUAGUGUUGAGUAAUAUAAAAAUAGAUUAUGUACAUAAGGACAAUUUGCAAUGAAACACACAAACUAUUUACAAACAAAUAUGGAAAAUGUUUAAGGAAUAUUUAGUACAUUACAGAAUACUGUCAUUAAUAUUCCUGAAAUAUUUACAUCAACUAGACAUCAAGUGAUAGGAUUUUGCAGUUUUCUUAAAAGAAAAAUUGGAUUUAAUAUUUUUAAUAUAUUUCUUCAUUAAGGCAAUUCCAUAUAGAAACUCCUUUGUUAAAUAUAGUGUAUUUGCGAUAGUUUGUUCUCUUAUAGCUCACAUGUAACUUGGUAGAAUUUCGCGUAUUAUAGUUGUGUAGUUCAAUCGUUAUUUUGUUUGAAGUAAUCAUUAUAGAAGUCCGGCAAAUUUUGACAAUAUUUGAAGCGAUACAUGAAUAAGCUGCAUAGAUCGAUAAUCAUUAAUUUUAUAGAUAUCCAAGAUUUUCAAUUGUAAAAAUAUUGGUUCAGAAUGAUCCAUAUAAGAUUUAAAACAGAUUAGUCGUACAAUUUUCUUUUGGACAAAAUACAAACCAAUAGAUACUCCGAAAAUUGAAAGCAUUUUGAAAAAUUUAUUUCGACGUUUCGACUAAACUAUAGUCAUCAUCAGGAAAUGAAUAAUGAUGAUAUUACAUAUGUACAAGUAUAUAUAGUGAAGUAAGAAGAUAUGAUUAGUUAAAUAUUAAUAGAUCUAUAGAGGCUUUAGUUCCAUGGUUUAGAGACGGUUUCAUUGUAUUAAUAGCAAUAGACUUUUGAUAAAGUGUCAACGACCAGUGAUUGGAUUUAUCUAUCAUCUUAGUGUUAGUAAAUAUUAAAUCUGUUACUGAACAUUUAAUGUUAUUCUGUUAUUAACUUCGUCAUUAGGUGUUAGUUCGAGUAGGUUUUUUACAAAAUCGAAUUCAUUACAGUUAGUAAUAUGGUAACUGUAAUGAAUUCUGUACCAUAUUACUAACUGUAAUGAAUUCGAUUUUGUAAAAACCUACUCGAACUAACACCUAAUGAAGAAGUUAAUAACAGUUAAUAACAUUAAAUGUUCAGUAACAGAUUUAAUAUAUUUACUAACACUAAGAGAUAAAUCCAAUCACUGGUCGUUGAUACUGUAUCAAGAGUCUAUUGCUAUUAAUACAAUGAAACCGUCCCUAAACCAUGGAACUAAAGCCUCAAAAGAUCUAUAAAUAUUUAACUAAUCGUAUCUUGUUACUUCACUAUAUAUACUUGUACAUAUGUAAUAUCAUCAUCAUUUAUUUCCUGAUGACGACUAUAGUUUAGUCGAAACGUCGAAAUAAAUUUUUCAAAAUGCUUUCAAUUUUCGGAGUAUCUAUUGUUUUCUAUUUUAUCAAAAUACUCAGUGGUUCCCGUAAUUUCUUUUGCACAUUUAGUAACUUUUGUAACCUUGUUGGGUAUGUACUUCCCCAAACUAGAUUUCCGUACGUGAGGUAUGGAUAUAGACCAAUGCAUAAUAAAUCAAUUUCGAAGUGUUUUUGUUCGUAAAAUAUCUUAGUUUAGCAAUCAGACCAGCAGAUUUAAUUCUGUUUUUCAGAACGGAGCUGAUGUGGUUCUUCCAUGUCAACUCUUGAUCAAUUAA
Messenger RNA from Paramuricea clavata, 10797 nucleotides. NCBI's taxonomy places the organism in Eukaryota, Metazoa, Cnidaria, Anthozoa, Malacalcyonacea, Plexauridae. The record is from the annotation of a GenBank genome assembly.